AUGAUAAAGGACUUGCUUCAAGAUAUGGUUAGAAGUGAAGAAGUUUUAAAGAACAUAGAUAACAAUGACAGCUUACAUUAUGAUAACAGCUUCUCUGUAUAUUUGGAAAGAAAUAAUUCAUAUAUAAAAGAAUUGG
Cetraspora pellucida is the source of this 136-nucleotide messenger RNA. The record is from the annotation of a GenBank genome assembly. Lineage: Eukaryota; Fungi; Glomeromycota; Glomeromycetes; Diversisporales; Gigasporaceae.